This is a messenger RNA of Aspergillus oryzae RIB40, 1689 nucleotides long. RefSeq names its product FAD-dependent oxidoreductase. The transcript is spliced from 2 exons. Bases 1 to 1689 code for a protein of 562 amino acids. Gene Ontology annotation, molecular function: oxidoreductase activity; FAD binding. The record is from RefSeq and is a predicted model, not a curated record. Lineage: Eukaryota; Fungi; Ascomycota; Eurotiomycetes; Eurotiales; Aspergillaceae.
AUGUUCGGUCAAGUUACUGGGUUGUCGCUCUUGACAGGCCUUCUGGCCACAGCUUCGGUGAAAGCCGACUCCAACUGUCGCUGCUUCCCUGGUGAUGCUUGCUGGCCGGCGCAGGAUGUUUGGGCCAAAUUCAACGAGUCGGUUGACGGCCGCCUGGUAGCCACCGUGCCUUUGGGUACACCAUGCCAUGACCCCAAUUACAAUGCAGCUGAAUGCCAGAAGCUCAGCGAGCAGUGGACUGAUCCGGCGCUUCACUAUGAAACUUCGUCUUCUAUCAUGGCUCCUUGGUUCACUAAUGGAACAUGCGAUCCCUUCCACCCCGAAUCGAAGCCCUGCACCAUCGGAAACUACGUCGUUUACGCUGUUGAUGUGGCUAAGCCCGAGCAUGUCUCUACAGCUCUGAAGUUCGCCAAGGAGCAUAACAUCCGUGUGGUUCCCCGGAACACUGGACAUGAUUACAACGGCAAGUCUACCGGAGCCGGCGCCCUGGCUAUCUGGAUGCACCAUAUCAAGGACAUUGAGAUCAAGGACUACAAGGACACGCACUACCAAGGCAAGGCCAUCAAGAUGGGCGCCGGUGUGCAAGGCGGAGAGGCGUACGAGGCCGGCUAUAACGCGGGUCUUCAGGUGGUGGGCGGCGAAUGUCCCACCGUGGGAAUUGCUGGAGGUUACACUCAGGGUGGAGGACAUUCGGCCCUGUCGUCGCGGUAUGGACUGGGCGCCGAUCAGGCGCUCGAGUGGGAGGUGAUUGACGGCGAGGGUAACUUCAUUACUGCCACUCGCGACAACGAAUACUCCGACCUCUACUGGGCUCUCAGCGGUGGUGGUGGUGGUUCCUAUGGUAUUACCUGGUCGCUGACUGCGAAGGCGCACACCGGCACUCCUGUGUCGGGUUACAAUUUGAGCUUCACCAAUGACGGCAUGUCCCAGGAUACCUUCUAUGAGGCUGUGUCGCUCUGGCAGACCGUCCUUCCCUCGGUCGUGGACGCCGGUGCCAUGGCCGUCUGGAUGUUCACCAACACCAGCUUCAUGAUCACGCCGUUGACCGGUCCCAACAUCCCCGUCGCUGACCUGGAGGCACUCGUGAAGCCCUUCACCGAUGGGCUGACCAAGCUAGGCAUCACCUAUACGACCUACUCCAAGCAGUUCGACAGCUACCUGGAGGAAUUCAACGCCAUGCAGGGCGCGAUCGAGGUAGCGACCGCCCAGUAUGGUGGAUGGCUGAUCCCCCGGUCGGUGGUGGAAAACAACAACGACGGACUAACAGCCGCAUACAGACACAUCACCGAAGAUGGGGCCACGUUUAUUGGCGUGGGCCUGAAUGUCUCCAAGGCGUUAGUGGGGGAUGUGGACAACGCUGUGCUGCCCGCUUGGCGCGAGACCCUGAUCCACAGCACCAUCACCACCCCCUGGAAGUGGAAUGCCCGCAGUGAGAUGCUUGCGGAGCAGGACAAGAUGACCAACGAUUAUAUCUCGGCCUUGACCAAGGUCGCCCCGAACUCAGGGGCGUAUCUGAACGAGGCCGACUUCCGUCAGCCCAACUUCCAGAAGUAUUUCUACGGCGACAACUACGCAACCCUGCGCAAGAUCAAAGCUAAAUACGACCCGGACAAUCUCUUUUACGCCACUACCGCUGUCGGAUCGGAUGAAUGGACCGUUCGUGAAGAUGGUCGUUUGUGCAGUGUCUAA